Messenger RNA from Stegostoma tigrinum, 3492 nucleotides. Its product is annotated as otoancorin-like. The record is from RefSeq and is a predicted model, not a curated record. Gene Ontology annotation, cellular component: cell surface. NCBI's taxonomy places the organism in Eukaryota, Metazoa, Chordata, Chondrichthyes, Orectolobiformes, Stegostomatidae. Gene Ontology annotation, biological process: cell-matrix adhesion. Bases 1 to 3360 code for a protein of 1119 amino acids. The transcript is spliced from 29 exons.
AUGCCAGAUUUACCAGCUGAAUUGAGACGAGUACUGGAUGAGUUAUUGGAUGAGAAAUACAUAGAAGGAACUAUCAAAGCAGUGGAGUACCUCAGGGGGACCCCUGUAACUGAGUAUUAUGCAGACAUGCUGCGAUACCUUCGCUCAAAGUGGUCUAGUUUGCAGAUGCUUCAGAAUUCAUUCUCCAGCUACUUCAGAGAAAUUGUCCUUCGGCCAAGGAAACUGGCCACGGACCUACAGCAGAUGGACACCUCAGCCUUCUUGCUUAGCGCAAAGUACUUCCACAGCGGUAUAAGUGUAGAGCUUGCAUUUACUACCAUCGACUUUGGGCAUGUUAAAAACCAGUUAACACAGAUGCCAGGAGGGAACCGUUCUCUCUUUGAGAGCAGCUGGAAGAAGUGUUUACCGUCGAUCAGCUCCUUUCAGUGUCUGGAGCUGGUGAUUGAGGCCCUGAGACUGACUUCAGCUGUCUACCUACAGCCAGAGAUGGUUCUGAACCUGCCAAAAGACCUUCAAGAGGAGACAUUUAAAAAUAUAACAACUGUGUUUAAGGAGCUCUAUGACAAAAUGGCUGCUCGCACACAAAGAGCGAUAUAUGAAUGGAUGAGACAAACGCUGCAGCGAUCCUAUAAACCACCUGGGCUGAGUGGAUCAGGAUCGUGGAUCACUGCUGAGAACCUGUGGUUUCUGGGUCGAUACAUUGUCCACCUGCCUGUAGAGGAGAUCCAGAAGAUCAGCCUUAAUGAAAUUCGACUGUUCAUUAAUUAUGACAAUGCGACAAAGCAGCUGGACUCAGUGUAUGACAUUACACCUGCCACUGCUAAAGCUUUCCAAGAAAGGAUUGAUGCCAGUGGGUUUGAUUUGACCAACACUUCCACGGUGUACAGGCUUGGUCUUCUGGUCUGUUUCUUCGACAACAUCCAGGAGCUAGACACUGGGGAGGCUCACAGCUUACUCCACCAGAUGAUAAAGUGCAACCGUCUGAAGGGAUUCCAAGUUGCUGUGAGAAAGUUGAAAUCCCACCUCCUGGAAUUAGUCCUAAAAAACCAGACCCUGAAUGAAUCCUUGGACUCCAUCUCAGAUGCAAUUGCUGGGCUGUCUUUCACACAGCUUGAGUCACUGUCCCCACAAGCUGUGCGGAGCGCCAUUUCUGCCCUAAGGACAGUAGCCGGGUGGACAGAGAGCCAGAUGAUCAUCCUUGUGGACAAAUUUAUCGGCGACAGUAAGCAGUUGUCGCUCUUCAACAUCAGCCAGUUGGGUGAGCUAAUGUUGGGAGUCAGUUCAGGCUUGUUGUACAACGUGAGUGCCGAGGAUCUCAUUCAGGCUGUGACAGGCACACUGUCAGAUCAUGCAGCACAGCUCUCUCCAGUCCAACGCAUGGUGGUGGUCUCCAAGAUGGUCGAAACCAUGGAUAUCCCUUCCGUGUUGGACCUGUUGAAUGGAUCGUUCUUGAAAGAGCUGUCUCUCUCCAACCUGCUAAAAGUGAAGGGCUACAAUAUUACUCGGCUUGACCACAAAGAGCUGAGGAGAAGUCAGUUGGUCAUUAAAACAUCCGAGACUCGUUGGAUGGGAAAUGAUUACUCAGCUGAUCAGGCUUUGUAUCUUUACAAUGUGGUAUCUGGUGGAAAGCCUGGCAGUGAAAUAAUCAGUUUCAGUGAGUUCGUGAAAGGUUUGACCUGUGAACAAAUCCAAUCCUUUGACAACAUGACCUUUCUCCUAGUUGCUGAAGUUUUUAAAAGUAACCUAGACCUUCUGUCAUCCCAUCAGUUGAACUGUCUGGCAUGGAAGUACCAACGAGAAGCACCCAAGUUAAUGCCCCCACUUCUUCUUGCCUACCUUCCCCCUGCUGUUCUGGAAGACAUUACUCAAUCUGUUUGCAGACUGUUGUUGUUCAGCCUGGGCAGGACUGAGCUGCACUUAAUCAUUCCUGAUUCCACAAAGCGGAAUAAGGUGAUCAGAAGAGCACUGCAGUGUCUGAAUUACACUCUGCAGGAUGAGUAUGACGUGGAUGCCUUGGGCAGAAUGAUUUGCAAUUUGUCGCCACAGAUUAUCAAAACGAACAUAUCUGUCAAAGCACUGACUGAAGCAUUCAUGCAAUUCAGGUCUUGUAAGAGACUCAGCAAUGACCAGAAAAGAGAAAUUCAAACUAAAAUUAGAGAAUAUUAUGGCAACCCAACUGCCUGGCAACCUGAAUUGAUACAAGAUUUAGGACCUUUAGUUACAUUCUUAUCAAAGGAGGAUCUGACCAUUAUUGCUGAAAAGUUUCCCGAUAUAUUGUUGCAGUUAGCUUUGGAUGUGGAGGGGGAGGUCAUAUUUCAGGACUUCCUGGCUGUGGUGUUCAGCACUCUCAAAAGAGCAAUUGGGAACAAUAAACUCUCCAGUCUAACUCCAGAUUGCCGUGGACUUACAGCACCUUCUUUUGAUCAGAUGCUCAAGCUGGCCGAUGCCAACUCCUACUGGUCAGCCCAGGAACUAAGAUGCAUGUCCACUCAGACUUUUAUCAAAAGUGUUGAGCGCCUUGGUGCCCUGAAGAGUUUUGACAUAAUACAACUCGCUGCUCUAAAGGACAAAGCCAAGAUGGCAUGGGGCCCAAUUCGAAGCUGGAAAAAAUACCAGAUUGUUGCACUUGGACGAAUUGCAUUGGCUUUAGAUGAGAGUGAAAUCAAAGAGCUGGAGCUUGGUUCCAUUGACACAGUUGCUGCCCUGAGCCAACAGACGCAGUGGACACCAACACAGGCUAGGUCUAUUUUGGAAGGCUUCUUCCAAGCUUCUGGUCUGACUGUUGAUGCACUGAAGGAGUGGGAUCUGAUUGGAUUAGGCAGUUUGUUGUGUGCAAUGACUGGCCAUGAGAUCAGCUACUUGAGUGCUUCCACCUACAGUGCUGCAGCUGCAAGGAUCGGUGAGAUUGUCUGCAAAGUGGAGAUCCUCCAGGAACUGCUGAAGAAAGCGAGAUACACUUUUGGAAAUGUUACUGACUGGUACAACUUCAUUCUGGAGGAGGUUGGAACAGUAGCAGCUGGGAUCAGCAAAGAAGAGAUAAAAGUCCUGAAUGAAGAGCUGAUGCCCUACUUUCAGCCAACGGCAAUAGCUGCUCUACCCAGUGAAGUAUUUAAAGAGCUCUCCCCAAAACAGCUAGCAAACCUCGGACCCGAGAAUGCAGCUAUUGUCACAGAGUCUCAGAAGGCCGCCCUGAGCAUUGAACAGCUUUCCAGCUUGCAGGCAGCAGUGGAUGGAGCUAAUUCAAAUCAUUUAAUUCAGAUGUUGCUGUCUGCUUCUCCAGUCCUCAAUAGUUCAUCUUUCCAUGGUGGAAAUCUCUUCUUACUUUGGGCUGCCUGUAUCAUUGUAUAUUUCAUUGCCUGAGAGCCAACCCACAGAUGAGAACCACAAUAUUUGUCAUUAGACAGAUACGAUAGGUACAAAAGUGUCAAUGUAUCACUGCUAAAUUGUGAAGUAUUAGGCUAAUGAAAUACGUGCCUUUUUUAAAAAAAAUCA